UCGACUGUCGAAUCUACCUAUCCAUUAUUUUGAUUGUGCGAAUUACGUAUAAGUUUUUCAACGAUAAAAUCUAUAAAAUGGAUUUCAGGAUUAAAAUAUAUCUAUUUAUGUCUUGUUUGUAUUGUUCAAUAUUUCCAAUUUACGGUGAAGAUGUGUGCCUGAAAAAAAGUGCGUGCGUUUGUGAGUUUUCCAACGGCACCGGAAUAGAUUUGUCUUCGGCCAGUAAAUCGACAUUUUUUUCUGCUCAAACUUUUGAAGUAGCUCCAGCAACAAAUGCGAUUGAACUUAGUACUUAUUACUAUCAUCCUUGCUAUGACAUACUUCUAAAACCGAAUUCUACAACUGUUAACAAUACUUGUACAGUACCGACAGCCAUUUGCAGACACAGAGAAGUGCUUCAUGCUGUUGAUGGUACACCAGACACAUAUAAAAAGGAUCUAAAUGUGUAUGAUUUAAUUGGCAAUACUGAUAAAUCGGUAUUUAGUGCUAAAGGAGAUGCAAUAGUUUACACUCAUGGUCCAUCAAAUACAACAGUUCUCCUCAUUUGCUCUCUGUCUGAUGGUGAAUUGCAAAUUUUCUCUUUAGCAGAGCCAAAUAACCUUGUUCUAGCUUUCUACUCGCAAAGUGCUUGUUUAAAGCAAAUUGAUUCCGGAAGAUCUGUUGGCUCGACUUUGUUAAUAAUAUUCUUUUCGUUUGUCAUAUUUUACUUGGUCCUCGGAGUUUGCACCAAGAAAUUCCUGAUGGGUGCAACUGGUGUGGAAGUUAUACCCAAUCUAGGAUUUUGGACAGAUCUGCCCAAUCUUGUUAAGGAUGGAUGGGCAUUUAUGUUAAGCGGCUUCAAACUGCCAGCUCGUAGCGCUGGGCCUACACUGUCGCCUGACCCCAACAGCUAUGACAGCAUAUAACAUCAGACCGACGAGCCUCUAUCCGAGGGGCACCUCGUGCUCAUCGAGUGAAUCUUUGAUGAGCUACAUAUUAAAGGACAUUAGUGUUGAUGUGCUAACAUAUAUACAUUGUAAACAUUAUACACAAGUACAGUUAUUUCGAAUAUGAUCUGCUAUUUCAAGAUGUUUUAUCCUUUAGAUUUUACGUACAAUGAAAAAAAAAAAUUAAAUGUAUUGGUAAGUAAUCAAAAUAACACGUUUUUAUUAAUACAAAACAAAUAGAACUAUGCUAUAUUUCCUUUGCUUUUUAAAUCGAUCAAAUCAAAAUAGUCAUACAAUGCAUCAACAUUUCUUGUCUUUGUGUGUAGGCGUAUGCUGUUUUUAGCGCCAUUAAAAAACUAGACUUUUCAGAUAUAAGAAUUUUAGACACGUUUUAUUGUUUUAAUUGGAGCCGGCUUAUUACGGCAAGGGACCGGUUUAUACAUUUUCAAUUCCCACCAUAUGUACUAUGCCUAAAGCGUCCGACGUCUAAAGACCAAAAGACUGGUUUCACGAUCAACGUAUAAUAAUUAGUAUUGUGGCAUAGAAAGCGGAUCUAGAGUUUUAUGACGUCUCGUCAAAUAUAACAGAUUACAAAAAAAAACGCGACAAAUAAAGUGUAGCGAGUAUGCGUACCGUAAUAAGAAUAACUCGGACUGGGUUACGGACCCUGUGAUACAGUAAUUAGAGUCGUUAAUUGCUUGGCCUUCGUGGCGAAAGAGUAAUCUCUGUGUUGAUCUCAACAAUGCGUUGCGUUGACUCUGCGUUCGGUACGAGCUUUUAUAAUAUCCAUCUCAUUUCAUCUUUUUUUUUUUGUAAUACAGUAAAAGAAACUAGUCAAUAAAAUUUCGGGAAGGCAUUUAGCCGCAACACUAAAAAAAAAAAAGAUUUUUUUGAAAAUGGAAAGGCAAUAUUGUACAUGCAUAAUUUCACAGCUCGUCAACGGGGCGGAUAGCAUUGCUCGUUAGAUCGAAUUUCCAAAUGUCAUUGUUCGGUAAUUAAUUCUUCAAUAAAAUUAUUUCUAGCGCAGUUCAGACUGGAAUUCUUCAUUAGGUGACAAAUACACGGUUAUAUAAAUAAAAAAUCCUCGAAGAACAAAAUAAUGUAACAAAAAAUUGCUUGCGUUUUACUAAUGAACUAGUAAUUAAGAUCAAGGUCGUUGUUUCGUCUCCAUCCAGCCUAUUUCUAUGGCAGUCGUGCAAUCCGGUUUCAAAUGGUAGAACGGUAAUUAGAAUAAAAUUGAGAAGUUUAUUUCUCAAAGUUUGCAAUGUGAAAUCAUUCAGCCGGCGUGCUUCAAACUUCUAGUUUAGAUGUAGUGAGAAAUUACUUUCCUUCGGGAAAACUCGGAUCUUUAUCGGGAUACGAUGACACCCGAACUGUCAAUGAAUGAUCGUAAUAAAUAAGUGACAUUUUCAUAUCUAUUUUAAGGACCUUUAUUGUUUAGUAUCAAAUGUCAAAAUGGAUAAUGUCAUUGUAUAAUAUAGAGAUGAUACAACCAUAACAAUUAUUAUUUAAAACGGUAUAUUUACCAGUGUAUUAUACGAAAUGAGUUCCCGAGAUUUUCAAGUAAUAAUUGUUAUGUUCAGGAUGUGUGAACAUAAGUUUCGUCAGUAUACACAAUAUCUCUGCCUUCAGAUCUGUACUUCCUUAUUAAGUCUAGGUACUUUACUAUUUUAAGUCUAACGUCAUCUUUUUCCAUCAGCAUUUUCGUAUUAUUAGUAAUUUUCUUGAAUAAAAAAACCAUUUGGCGAAGUAUUCUUCUUAGUGAAAAAUCACAUCCUUUAAAAUUGCUUUUAUUGUAGGGACCUGUUUAUUUAUAAAUGAGAUGAAAGUUAUAAACCAUUCGUCGUGUCACUGCAUAAUUAAAAUCAUCAAGAUCUAGAUAGAAUUUCUUGCGUGGUCUACCCAGCUUAAUUUUGUUUGUGUUAGUAUUUUUUUUAUUUCUUUGUUCUACCUGGUUCAAAAUUUUUCUUAUUGUUGGUCUAGAUGUGCCCGUUGCGUUCGAAAUUCUCUGUUGAACUUUGCCAACAUACUCAGAGUUGUUGCUAUUUUUGAACUUGCUCUUUUCCAAUAUGAAGUACAGGUAAAUAUUAAAUAUAAUUCCUGGGACGAGAUUUUUUUACCGUUUUCGAGGUUUCGGUGUGGCUAUACAACAGUUUUAUAAGUAAUCUGAAAAUAUGAUUGAAACUAUAGCGAAUAUUUGAAUUGCGUAUUAUCCACUCUAUAUAUAUAUUGGUCUGCUGUUGUGCCUUACGCCUAGGGCUCUAAGAUGGGUAGGUACUGAAGCUAUUUGAGAGAGCACGUUAAAUACGAAUUUUUCCGAAAAAAUACGAAGUAAAAUCUUUUCUCACUAUAUCUAUAAGCUGUUAAAAUGAUUCAUCGACUUUAUUUUUUUACUUUUUUUAGGCUGAAUCUUAGCAACCCCUUCUAUUGAUCAUAAUCGUGAAAUAUUUUCGCAGUAGCACCUAUAUUUGUUAAAAUUAUGUUAUGAUUAAUUAUUUACAAUUAAUAAAUCUUGAAAUCUCUUCCUACAUUGUGAGGGUGACGAUAUAAUUUUAAAUCGCACCACGCAUAAGGUGUUUCACGGUCGCGGAUAAAAUCAUUUUUCGACUUAGUACUUCAGCCACAAUAUUAUUAUAGUUAUUUCGCAUUUCAUUAUUUUAUGGAAGUUUCAAACACGAAUAUGUGUCGACAAGUUCAAUGUGACUUAUCUCUAGGUCUAUGUUACCAAAUGUUGCUCUCCCAUAUAAUUUGAUAGAUUUUAUAAAUAAUUAUUUUGACGGAGUCAUUUUAAUGAUUCAUUCAUUCUUGGCAAUAUAUGAAUUGACCAAUAAGGUUUUAUUCUGUUUUAUACGAUACCGUCAUCCUCAUCGCGUAUAUUGUGAAUAUUCGAAGCUCCUAUAAUUUGUAAAUACGUAAAUACAUAGCACAUUGCAUUUUUUGUAAACCAAAGCAGAGUCUUGCCCCUCUAGUGUCCCUAUACAUUCUACGUUAAUUUAAUACAUUUACUUCUAUUUAAAAAUAUUUUUACCGUUUAAUCUCGCCUUCUUUAUUUUCACGAAUCACGAGAAUUGUAAAGUACUCCGAUCAUUUAAAAUAAUUAAAUAGAAAUUAAAAAAAGCGAGAUUAAAUGGCAAAAGUUGUUCUAAAUAUGUCUAUGAAAACCGAAGAAAAUGUUAUGUUUAGUUUGUGUUAUAAUAUGUAUCGUAAACAUAUCGUAAAGAAAGAUCGACACAGCUAUUAUUGCAUUACGAAAUAACGUAGUGGUACUAGUACUAAAGAAAAUAAUAAAUAUUUUUUGGACUCCUGAUAUAUAGGGCGGCACUAGUUUAGGCCCAUUGCACUCCGCCACUAUUAAUAAAGAAUAUAUUAUUAAAUAUUUUACCCUGAAUUGUAAUUUCAGCGUCUAUAAUAAAUGUCUUUAGAACCUUUAUAUUAUUGUGAAUUGUGAGACUAUACACAUAUACAGUUGUAAUCAUGUUUUGGAUUUUCUUUUUUAAAUAAACCACUUUAUUUUUA
Molecule: messenger RNA, 4442 nt
Organism: Bombyx mandarina (wild silkworm)
Lineage: Eukaryota; Metazoa; Arthropoda; Insecta; Lepidoptera; Bombycidae
Cellular component (GO): trans-Golgi network
Source: RefSeq, a predicted model, not a curated record